Molecule: messenger RNA, 2983 nt
Organism: Pan troglodytes (chimpanzee)
Lineage: Eukaryota; Metazoa; Chordata; Mammalia; Primates; Hominidae
Gene: RGS6
Product: regulator of G protein signaling 6
Exons: 18
Coding region: 554-1981 (475 amino acids)
Biological process (GO): G protein-coupled receptor signaling pathway; intracellular signal transduction; positive regulation of GTPase activity
Cellular component (GO): cytoplasm; neuron projection
Molecular function (GO): GTPase activator activity
Source: RefSeq, a predicted model, not a curated record
AGCUCGCGGGCCGCGGAGCUGAACGGCUUCGCGACUUGGGGCAGCUCCUCGCGCUCGGCCCUGCUCGGCGGCGAGAACUCCGCCUGGGCGCCGCGUUCCUACAGCCGCCGGAGCCGCCAGGCGCCGAGGGAACGGACAGACCUCCGCGCACCCUUGCCGACCGGGGCGGGCAGAGGCGGGCAAGCGGCGAACGCCUGGGAGCGCGGAGAGCCAGGCCAGCCCGGAGCGCGCCGGGGACACCCUGUGCGCCCCGCGUCCUGGCACCAUGCGACCCGCCGCGCGUCCUCGCGGGCCCAGGGCUUCAUUCUCCGCUCGCUGAGCCCCUGCGCUCGCCACCACGGAAACUCGGAAAGAGGAGGCGAGGCUGUGGGGAGCGGCGCGGAGACCGACUAGACUUCCCCUCCGCCCCCAAGAGGCUGCCGGUCCCCGGUUCCCUGGGCUUCUCCAGCUUUAUCAUGAACCUGGCGCAAGGUUGGCUUUAGGAGAAAUUCUGGAGCCAGAGGGAGAGUCAAGGCAAUUCUUUGGUUGCUAAGUGUGAGUGAAGACACUCAGGAUGGCUCAAGGAUCCGGGGAUCAAAGAGCAGUGGGGGUUGCUGACCCAGAGGAGAGUUCUCCAAACAUGAUCGUCUACUGCAAAAUUGAAGACAUCAUUACAAAGAUGCAAGAUGACAAGACAGGGGGUGUGCCCAUCAGAACAGUCAAGAGCUUUCUCUCCAAAAUCCCCAGUGUCGUCACAGGUACUGACAUUGUGCAGUGGCUUAUGAAGAACCUUUCCAUUGAGGACCCAGUUGAAGCAAUACACUUGGGGAGCCUUAUCGCUGCCCAGGGCUACAUCUUUCCAAUCUCAGACCACGUUCUCACCAUGAAGGAUGAUGGCACCUUUUAUCGUUUCCAGGCUCCGUACUUCUGGCCUUCGAACUGCUGGGAACCUGAAAACACUGACUAUGCCAUCUAUCUCUGUAAGAGGACAAUGCAAAAUAAAGCAAGGCUGGAACUGGCAGAUUAUGAAGCAGAAAACUUAGCAAGACUCCAGAGGGCCUUUGCAAGGAAGUGGGAAUUCAUCUUUAUGCAAGCAGAAGCACAAGUCAAGAUUGACCGGAAAAAAGACAAGACAGAAAGGAAAAUUUUGGAUAGUCAAGAACGAGCCUUUUGGGAUGUCCACAGGCCUGUGCCAGGCUGUGUGAACACAACAGAAAUGGAUAUCCGAAAAUGUCGACGUUUGAAGAAUCCACAAAAGGUUAAAAAGUCCGUGUAUGGCGUGACUGAAGAGUCCCAGGCACAGAGCCCGGUGCAUGUACUCAGCCAACCAAUCAGGAAAACAACAAAAGAGGACAUCCGGAAACAGAUAACAUUUUUGAAUGCACAGAUCGACAGACAUUGUUUGAAAAUGUCCAAAGUGGCUGAAAGUUUAAUUGCCUACACGGAACAAUAUGUGGAAUAUGACCCUUUGAUAACACCAGCUGAGCCAUCCAACCCUUGGAUCAGCGAUGACGUUGCUUUGUGGGACAUAGAGAUGAGCAAAGAGCCCAGCCAACAGCGAGUAAAAAGAUGGGGCUUCUCUUUCGAUGAGAUAUUGAAGGACCAGGUGGGGCGGGACCAGUUUCUACGAUUCCUGGAGUCCGAAUUCAGUUCAGAAAACCUCAGGUUCUGGCUGGCUGUCCAAGAUCUUAAGAAACAACCCCUACAGGAUGUGGCCAAGAGGGUAGAAGAAAUCUGGCAAGAGUUUCUGGCUCCAGGGGCUCCAAGUGCAAUCAACCUGGAUUCUCACAGCUAUGAGAUAACCAGUCAAAAUGUCAAAGAUGGAGGGAGAUAUACAUUUGAAGACGCCCAGGAGCACAUCUACAAGCUGAUGAAGAGUGACAGCUAUGCCCGCUUCCUCCGGUCAAAUGCUUACCAGGAUUUGCUGCUGGCCAAGAAGAAGCCAGAAAGUGAGCAAGGUCGUAGAACUUCCCUAGAAAAGUUCACUCGCAGUGUGGGAUGAAAAUGCAAAAAAGAGCAAGCGGCUCCCUCUGCAGAAGGUGCACCCUUGAUCGCCCAGCCUCAGGCCUGGGCAUUUGAUCAUCUGUUCAGGGCUUUGAGGAGGAGGGACCCUGCUGCCCUCGGGGCUGUGCGGUUUGUGCAUCUUCUGCAGCAGCUCAGGGAGAAGCCAUCGAACUAUACCGUGAAAUAAAUUGGCUCAGAACCAUAGCUCAUCGAAAAAAAAAAAAAGCCAAAAUUUCCCUCUGUGAACCCUGGCAGUCACGCCGGUGUGGGUCGCGAGCUAAUGUUGCUGUGUAGGCGGCUUUUGCUGUGUGCAGAAAGCGGCCGUGCUGCAUGGGUCCUGGCGAUGUGGCCUAGCUGGCGUGUGUGUUAGUCGCCUCUGCAUGAGUCCCUUCCAGCCCCCAUCAGCCUCAUGUGCACAGUGUGAUAGGGAGAGGAGGGAAGUAGCUGAAUCCCUGCGGUGUCCUGGGUACUCCCCGGGGGCAAGGUCCUACCGGCCUCCUCAGGCCUUGAUUCUAACAGGCUGGGUAAAGAUGGGCUUCAGAUUCCUACCGGUUCAUGGUACGCCCCAGCUAGAGAGGUAGAGCUCCCCACAGUGGCACAUAAAGACAGCCGUGGCAACAGGUGGGAGUGGGGGAGUCCGUGGCUGUUCCCUGGGGUGCAUGGCUGAGACUCUCUACCAUGGUUUGUAGAACAACACAGGCCAAUCUCCUCUUUCCAUGCUGGUCGGCCCAAGAUUUGAACAUUGAGCUCAGUGCACAAGAAAUGCUCAAUCCCGCUCAAUCAUGGGGCCCAUCCUGUACCAUGAACAUCAAACCAGAGGGAACCAGGGAGCAGGGGUCCCAUGCAGGGAGCUGGCCACAUUCCCUUCCCAAAGGGUGGCAGCCCAUUGAUAUUGACUUGCCUUUGUUCCACCUCUGUUGAGGAGGAAAAUCCUUGUAAAACCUGACUACUGUGUGACUGGUAUACGUAUUUCAUCCUUUUAAGAAAAAGUCUAAGGCUC